UAUUUACAACUAAAUUUCGAGUAUUAAUUCAUGGCGGAUUUGAUAAUAUAAUAGCCGAUAGCGUUUUCAAGUAAUAAAAAAAGUCCGUAUCAUUUUUUAACAAUAUAAUAAGCUAAAAAAAUGAACAAAAUUGUGUCACAGAUUAAUUUUCAUGCGUUUUUUUUUACUUAAUUAUUAUCUUCUCGUUGAUAUUUUCCCGUAUAUGUAUGAUAAAACGACUACAAAUAACAAAAUCAUGGUUUUUUUUACGAGAGCAAAUAGUUGCAAGGAAAGCUCAGUUCCAGAACAUUCAUAUAGAACACCUGGAAAAAUACAAACCACGACGACGACAAAAACGACGGAAGUGGUUUUAACAGAAUGUUGUGUAAAAUGCAGACGUAAUAAUUCAUUACUGAUAGUUCAAGGAAUUUUUAAUGUUAUAUUCAUUGUACUUUUUGUAAUACUUUUUGUAAUAUUAUCAGAACUGAAAUCAAAUGUUGGCGAAAAUUUGUUUUCAGAUAAAAGGACUAGUACUGUAAAUAAAUCGCCAUCUAUAUCUUAUUAUAAAUCAAACAAAGUUAGUGACGAGUCUGGUUUACAACAUAAUAAUACUAAUUCAGCUAAUUCCAGUAGUUUAGAAGCAAAAACAACACAGUCAACAAAUGCACCUUUAAAAAUUUUAGAGAUAUUAGACGAUGAAGAUAUAGUUGAAAAACCAUCUCAAUCACAUGAAGCCACGAGAGUAAUACUCAAUAGCACAAACUGCACAUGCAUAGGUGCUCCUGGUCCAGUUGGUCCACCGGGAAAAGCUAUAACUGGAAAACAUGGGAAACGAGGAGAACCUGGUCCACCUGGUAAAGAUGGGCAACCUGGUGCAAGAGGAUUAAAAGGAAAUCCAGGUAAACCUGGACCACCUGGUGAUUUAGGACCAGUUGGAAGUCCUGGACCUCCAGGUUUACCUGGACCAGUUAUGUCUAUAAAUAACCGUCCUGUUGCUCAUAUAACUGGACAUCAAGUAGGAGCUCAAUUAAAUUCUGAACCAAGAGGCAUUCUAAGAACAUUAGGAAGAACAAGCGACACUAGUUUUGGCUUACUCGCUGGUAAUUUUUCUAUAAAUAACGGAAGGUUGUCUGUCCCAGAACAUGGAUUUUACUAUGUCUACUCUCAAGUAUUUUUCCAAGCAGACGACAAGAAAAUGGAUCCAGUGCUAACUCAUUAUGUUUACUUAUUUCGUAAAAACAGUAAAUUUGUCAUUUUACGGGGGUAUGCUACUAAAGCAGUACAUAUUCAAAAUGAUCAGGGCUUUUAUACCACUUAUGCAAGUGGAUUGUUUAGACUUAUGAAAGACGAUAUUAUAGCCAUUGGUGUUUCAGAAGAGCACCUUGGUUUUGUAGAUUAUGAUGAAUCAGCAACUAGUUUUGGUGCCUUUAAAGUAUAAAUAAAAAAGAAUAAGUGAUAUGUUUGAUGCUCAUUCAAGUGGCGGUAACGAAGUUCUCGUUACAAUGAUUAAAAGAUAACUAUUGAUGCCGAUGUGCAACUACGAUGCAUAGAAAUAAAGGACAAAUAGAAACAAUUUUGGAACACAAAUAUCUUUUAUUUAUUUUUAUAAUUUAUCUUUUUUACAUGUCAAUAUAUAUUUUUAAUGCUUUUAAUCUUUCGCAAUGCCGAACAGCGUUUUUUCAGCUAUUUUUUUACGAGAGUUUUGUAAAUUGUUAACUUUUUUACAUUUUGUAAUAUUUUCUUAUGUGAUAUUC
Messenger RNA from Hydra vulgaris (swiftwater hydra), 1733 nucleotides. RefSeq lists its product as uncharacterized. Gene Ontology annotation, biological process: immune response. Lineage: Eukaryota; Metazoa; Cnidaria; Hydrozoa; Anthoathecata; Hydridae. Gene Ontology annotation, cellular component: membrane. The record is from RefSeq and is a predicted model, not a curated record. Gene Ontology annotation, molecular function: CD40 receptor binding; tumor necrosis factor receptor binding.